Messenger RNA from Rubroshorea leprosula, 1542 nucleotides. The record is from the annotation of a GenBank genome assembly. NCBI's taxonomy places the organism in Eukaryota, Viridiplantae, Streptophyta, Magnoliopsida, Malvales, Dipterocarpaceae.
CGAGAGCGGCCCCGAAUCUUCCGGCGACAAUAUCUUAUCCUUCCCCAUCACCACCUCUAUAUAGUCUGCGUUCAGUUCCCAUGAACUUCCUGGAGAAGCUAAGGAUGCAGAAGAAGGAGCCAGAUAAAGAGAAACCGCCUAAAUUUGAAGGACCCAUCUACUGGUUCGAGACCUCUGACUCCGUUACUCGAAGAUUCCAAUUUGAACCCGACGGCCAACUCUCCAUGAAGGUGCUUGACGACUCAAGACAAGUAUUCCAGAGAGUGGCUGAAUCCUUCCUGAAUAAAUUUUUCCCAUCUGGCUAUCCAUAUAGUGUGAACGAGGGAUAUCUUAGAUACACACAAUUUCGGGCACUGCAACACUUGUCCAGUGCAGCAUUAUCUGUCUUGUCAACUCAGUCACUGCUAUUUGCUGCAGGCUUGCGACCCACCCCUGCACAGGCAACUGCUGUAAGUUGGAUAUUGAAGGAUGGGAUGCAGCAUAUGGGAAAGCUCAUAUGUAGCCAUUUGGGUGCAAGAAUGGAUUCUGAGCCAAAACGUUGGAGAAUUUUAGCUGAUGUUCUCUAUGACAUGGGUACUGGUUUGGAAGUUCUUUCGCCCUUAUGUCCUCAUCUUUUUCUUGAAGUGGCAGGACUUGGUAAUUUUGCGAAGGGAAUGGCAGUAGUUGCAGCAAGAGCAACUAGAUUACCAAUAUAUUCUUCAUUUGCAAAAGAAGGGAAUCUUAGUGACUUAUUUGCAAAAGGAGAGGCAAUAUCAACACUUUUUAAUGUUGUUGGAUUGGGAGUUGGGAUUCAAUUAGCAUCCACUAUUUGCUCGUCAAUGCCAGGGAAGUUGGUUGCUGGGUCGCUUCUCUCUGGCAUACAUGUAUAUAGUGUCAUUGAAGAAAUGAGAGCUGCUCCUGUCAAUACAUUGAAUCCACAAAGGACUGCAAUGAUUGUUGCUGAUUUUCUAAAGACAGGAAAAGUGUCCAAUCCUGCUGACCUGAGAUACCGUGAGGAUCUCCUCUUCCCAGGUCGACUAGUAGAAGAAGCAGGGAAUGUAAAAAUAGGGGGGCCUUUUCACAAAGUUAUGAAGCCUUCACAGCUUAAGCUAUGGAAAGAAAUAUUUCCAGAAGAGAAGUUUGUUUUGAAUCUUGGUGACACAUGGACUGACAUGUUGUUGGAGCACAAUGCUACAGGGGAAGAUGUAUUAAAGGGGUGGCUCAUUGCCGCAUAUGCUGCAGAACUGAAGAAAUCUUCCCCUGAGUCCAAUGUUUGUGUCUUGCAAGAUGCUUAUGAGAAGGUGGAUAAGGUGUUCACCCCAUUUUUUUCUGAGGUGCAGGCCAAAGGGUGGCAUACAGAUCGUUUUCUUGAUGGAGCAGGAGGCCGUUUUGCUUAUUAAUUUUCUCUAGUUGAUACUUCACUGCUUUCAUGAGCAAUCCAGCAACAUGCUAAAGGCUAAUGUUGCCUCUCAGAAAUAGGUCCAUGUUUGUUUAGGGAAUUACUGAUGCCUGUGUAACAAUAAGUUUAACUGUUGCUUGCAGCAAUAUAUGAUUUCACAUCUG